AUGGUAGUGCGCAGGCCAGUCGUGCGGGUGCCACGCGUCAAGGCGCCGCGGAAGCAAACCGAACCGGCCGACUCGACGCUUGACCGGCUCAAGGAGGCGAUUCAGCAGAUCCAGCAACACAACGUCUCGCAGCUCUCGUUCGAGGAGCACUACCGAUAUGCCUACAACCUCGUGCUGUACAAGAAGGGCCACCUCUUGUACAACGCCGUUGCGGAGCUCAUCUCAGCCCACCUGGAAAAGGAGACGCGAGACAAGAUCGUUCCGACCUUCCCCCAUUCAACUACCGCCAUCGCAUCGACGAGCGGGACUCAGGCGGGGACAGGCGGUGCGGCGAGCGAGAAUGUUGCGGCGGCAGCUGCGGGACAGCUGUUCUUGGACAGGCUGAGGGACGCCUGGGACGACCACAUCGCGUGCAUGAGCAAGCUGCGGGAUGUGUUGAAGUACCUGGACAAGGUGUGGACGAACCCGAGCAGCGGUGUUCCUGCCGUCUACGACCUCGGCCUGUCCCUCUUCUUCCACCACGUGGUCCUCUUCUCGACAAACCCGAAACCCGCUCCUCCCGCCAACUCCCGCGCGUCGACUUCUGCUCCUGCUCCUCGACCUACGACCGACCCGUCGACCGUCGCCCACCACCUCCUCAACACCCUUCUCAACGUCAUUCGCAUCGAGCGCGAAGGCGAAGUCGUCUCACGCUCGGCCAUUCGCAGCGCAGUCGGCAUCCUCUCCCGCCUGAUCGACGAGGGACCCGUCCCUCUGCCCGUCCAAGCUUCGCAAGGGACCGGCUCAGGCUCGCCCGUCAUCAGCUCGGGUGCAGCAGCGGCGCGACAGCGAACGGUGAUGGGCGAAGGACCGCCCGGAGCGAAGGAGAGUCCUUACAAGACGGCGUUCGAGCAAGCGUUCUUGAAACAGACGGAGGAGUUCUACGCUCGUGAGAGCGCGCGGUUGCUCAUCGAGUGCGAUUGCCCAAGCUUCCUACAGCGGAUCAACCGACGACUCGAGGAAGAGUCGACGCGCGCGCAGUCCUACCUCAACGCCUCGACCGAGCCCCUCCUCAUGUCGCUCCUCGACAAUGUUCUCAUCGAACAGCACCUCUCGUCCAUCCUCGAGCAUCCCGCAUUCGGCCUCUCCACCCUCAUCCAAGACUCGCGCAUCGACGAUCUCAAGCUGCUGUACACCCUCUUCGGACGCGUCGGAAAGGGCCACCCUACGCUUCAGGCGGGCGUCUCGGCGUGGAUCGUCGCUAUCGGGAAACAAAUCAACGAGGGCGUCUCGCUUGCGCCUGAGCCUGACACGCGUGCCGAGGAUGCGAAGGGUAAGGGGAAAGCAGCGGACGAGGGCGAGGGAGCGAAGAAGAAGCCUGAAGCGGGAGGCGCGAUCAAUGCCAAGACCAAAGCGGCGCUCGCGUGGGUGCAGAACGUCCUCGACCUCAAGGACAAGUUCGAUACGCUGCUCGUCAAGGCAUUCGCGAGCGACAAGGCGUUCGAGAAGUCGAUCAACGAUGCCUUCUCCGUCUUUGUCAACGAGAACCGCAAGUCGCCCGAGUACAUCUCGCUCUUCAUCGACGACAACCUGCGCAAGGGUCUCAAGGGGAAAACCGAGGCCGAGGUCGACGAGGUCCUCAACAAGUCGGUCGCGCUGUUCCGCUUCUUGACCGAGAAGGACGCCUUCGAGAAGUACUACAACCAGCACCUCUCGAAGCGCCUGAUCAACCAGCGGUCGGUCUCGGACGACGCGGAGCGGAGCAUGCUCGCCAAGUUCAGGGUCGAGGCGGGUCACCAGUUCACCAAGUCCGCCGAGGGCAUGAUGAAGGACGUCAAGGUCUCGGAGGAUACGCUCGAGGAGUACAAGCGCUUCCAGGACAGGGCUGUCAUCAAAGCGCCGUUCGACAUCGAGCCCAUCAUCUGCGGCUCCAACGUCUGGCCGUUCUCCGCAAAGGACAAGACCUGCACGCUCCCGAAGGUCCUGCAAGACGGCAUCAAGUCGUUCGAGACGUUCUACAACCAGAAGCAUUCGGGUCGCAAGCUCACGUUCAUGCCCGACCAAGGCAGCGUCGAGGUCAAGACGAGGUUCAAGACGAGGACACAUGAGCUGAACGUCUCGACUUAUGCGAUGGUCGUGCUUGCGUUGUUCGAGGGUCUCGGGGAUGACGAGAAGCUGAGCUAUGUCGACAUCGCCAACUCGACAAACAUGCUCGCGCCCGAACUCAAGCGGACUUUGCAAACGCUCGCCUGCGCCAAAUACAAGGUCCUGACGAAGCACCCGAAAGGCCGGGACGUCAACGACACCGACUCGUUCUCGUUCAACUCGGCUUUCACGGCGCCCCUUGCGAAGAUCCGGAUCCAGACGGUCGCGGCGAAGGUUGAGACGGAUGCGGAGAGGAAGGAGACGGAGAGCAAGGUCGAUGAGGCGAGGAACACUCAAUGCGACGCCUGCAUCGUGCGGGUGAUGAAGGACCGCAAGCAGCUGCAGCACAUGGACCUCGUCAACGAGGUGAUCCGCCAGCUCUCGCACCGGUUCCAGCCGACGCCGCAGAUGAUCAAGAAGUCGAUCGAGCGGCUCAUCGAGAAGGAGUACCUCGAGCGCGACGACGAGGACCGCAAGAAGCUCAAGUACAUGGCCUAG
Messenger RNA from Rhodotorula toruloides NP11, 2622 nucleotides. RefSeq names its product cullin 3. NCBI's taxonomy places the organism in Eukaryota, Fungi, Basidiomycota, Microbotryomycetes, Sporidiobolales, Sporidiobolaceae. Gene Ontology annotation, molecular function: ubiquitin protein ligase binding. Gene Ontology annotation, cellular component: Cul3-RING ubiquitin ligase complex. The transcript is spliced from 10 exons. Gene Ontology annotation, biological process: protein ubiquitination; ubiquitin-dependent protein catabolic process. The record is from RefSeq and is a predicted model, not a curated record. Bases 1 to 2622 code for a protein of 873 amino acids.